This is a messenger RNA of Apodemus sylvaticus (European woodmouse), 6519 nucleotides long. RefSeq names its product DISC1 scaffold protein (gene Disc1). Gene Ontology annotation, biological process: cilium assembly; neuron migration. The record is from RefSeq and is a predicted model, not a curated record. The transcript has 14 exons. NCBI's taxonomy places the organism in Eukaryota, Metazoa, Chordata, Mammalia, Rodentia, Muridae. Gene Ontology annotation, cellular component: microtubule; mitochondrion; intermediate filament cytoskeleton. The coding region runs from base 318 to 2873 and encodes 851 amino acids.
CUCUCUUGUCCACCCUGCUUUUCACUCCCAGGGUCUGGGAAGCGCCCAGUCUUUCGGUCCCCGGUCACACUGCCCCAUCGCACUUCCCCUCCUUGGUUUCCUCCAAGGGAAAAGCAAAACUUUCUGCGCUGCGGUCUGGGAGCCGCGAGGGGCGGCGCGCGUGUGCGAGGGGCCGAGGCUGGAGAGGAAGCGGCGGUCCUGGGCAGGAGGAAGGAGCCAGCCCUCGGCUCGGCCCCCUGCCCGUUUCCCGCCGCCUCCAAGGCCGCCGCCACCACCAUCACCACAGUCACCGCCGUCCGGGCACAGCCGGCCACACGAUGCAGGGCGGGGGUCCGCGGGGCGCUCCGAUCCACGGUCCGAGCCACGGCGCAGACCGUGGGCAUGGCUCACCCCCUGCAGUAGCCCCUCAGAGGCGGCGGCUGACACGGAGACCAGGCUACAUGAGAAGCACUGCCGGUCCUGGGAUCGGGUUCCUCUCUCCAGCAGUGGGCAUGCCACGCCCGAUCUCAGCAGGGCUGACAGGCCAGGAGUCCCACCACUCACAGUCCAAGGCUGGACGGUGCGGCCUUGACCCUAGGAGCCACUGCCAAGGCUCGCUGGUGGGCAACCCUUUCCUCAAGAGCUCCCUUGACCCUUCUGUAUCCUCUGUGGGCCACCUGCACCCAGCCCAGGGCUCUCUGAGAGAAAGGCCAGUGUGCUUUGGGGUUCAGUCCAAGAAUGACAGCAGACAAUCUGAGAGGCUGACUGGGCCACGCAAGCCUGGGGACAGUGGGUGCUGGCAAGAAUUUUUAUCCUCAGACAGCUCUAAGUCUCUGGCUCCUGGCCUUGACGUAGCCUGGAACAAGGGAGCAAGGGGUCUGAAGCCCGUGAAACCUCGGGCACCAGGGGCGUCGGAUGGCCCCGCUGACAUCCCAUCCCGUCCUGGCUUCCAAGACACCUUUACUUCCAGUUUCAGCUUCAUCCGACUCUCCCUCGGUGCUGCUGGAGAGCGCGGUGAAGCAGAAGGUUGCCUGCCCUCCAGAGAGGCCGAACCCCUGCAUCCGAGGCCCCAAGAGAUGGCAGCUGAAGCAUCGGGCUCAGAUAGGCCCCACGGGGACCCUGGGCAUCUCUGCACCUUCAGUCUUCACACUGCCCCAGGCUCGGUGGACUUGGCUCAGGUGACAAGGAGCAGCAGGCAACCGGAAUGCAGCACGGUUUCCUCCUCGGAUGCUGGCUUCUCUUCCCAGGAUGCAUCCCCCGCUGGUGGGCGGGGCGACCAGGGCCUCGGCUGGGCAGAUGCCCGAGGAUGGCAGGCUUUGCUUAGGGAAUGGGAGCCCGUGCUGCAGGACUACCUACUGAGCAACCGCAGGCAGCUGGAGGUCACUUCCUUAAUUUUAAAGCUUCAGAACCUUCAAGAAAAAGCAGUCGAGGAUGGCGAUUAUGAUACUGCGGAGACACUGAGGCAGAGGUUGGAAGACCUGGAACAGGAGAAAGGCCGCCUGCCCUGGGCUCUGCCUUCACAGCAGCCUGCUCUUCACAGCUUCUUGGGUUACCUGGCAGCGAAGACGCGAGUGGCCUUGCGUGGCGCCACCCAAAGGGCUGGCAGCGGUGAUCCAGAAGCCCCACUUGAGGGACAGCCGAGGACAACCGCCCAGGAUAGCCCGCCUGCACCCAUCACCAGGCGGGACUGGCUUAUUCGAGAGAGACAGCAACUGCAGAAGGAAAUGGAAGCUCUCCAAGCAAGGAUGUCUGCGCUGGAGGCAGAGGAACGGAGGCGGCGGAGCCAAGAGUUGGAGGAGCAGGAGACGCUGCUCCAUUGGCAGGGCUGUGACCUGAUGGCACUGGUGGCCCAGAUGUCCCCAGGCCAGCUGCAGGAGGUCAACAAGGCCUUGGGAGAGACCCUGACCUCUGCCAGCCAGGCUGCCUUCCCCGUGGAGCCACCCGAAAGCCUCAGGAGCCUCCGGGAAAGGACAAAAUCACUGAACCUGGCUAUCAGAGAACUCACUGCGCAGGUGUGCUCAGGUGAGAAGCUGUGUAGCUCUCUGAGGAGGCGACUCAGUGACCUUGACACCAGGCUGCCUGCCUUGCUGGAAGCCAAGAUGCUGGCCCUAUCAGGAAGCUGCUUCUCCACAGCCAAGGAGCUCGAGGAGGAGAUUUGGGCCCUGUCGUCGGAGCGGGAAGGGCUAGAGACGCUCCUGGGCAGGCUGUUGGCCUUCAGCUCCAGGACCGUCAGAAGACUGGGCAGCAUCAAAGAGGAUUACCUCAGGUGCAGGCAGGACCUGGCACUCCAGGAAGCCGCCCACAAAACUCGCGUGAAGGCAAACACUGCAAAGUCCAUGGAAGUGCUGGAGGGUCAGCUGAACAGCUGCAGGUGCCCGCUGCUUGCGAGAGUGUGGAGAGCAGACUUGGAGGCUUGUCAGGUGCUGAUGCAGAGCCUGCAGCUCCAGGAAGUAGGCAUCGGUCCACAUGCGGAAGAUGAGAAGCAGGUGCACAGCGCAGGAGAGGCUGCCCCGACAGCUGCCCUGGCCGUCCCUCGAACACCCCGCCCUGAAGAGGACAAGUGCCCCCUGCAGGUGCUCCGUGAGUGCGACCCUCACUCAGCUCCCUCACCACGCUGUGCUGCAGGCCCGUGGAAAGAGGAACCUCACGUCGUUUCUGCUGAAGUUGGAGAAAAGUGUGAAGCCAUAGGUGUGAGGCUCCUGCACCUGGAAGAUGAGCUUCUCAGGGCCAUGCACAGUCAAGAUGACGCCCUCCUUCAGUCUCUCCAGGGGGAGCUCCAGAUGGUGAAGGAAACGCUGCAGGCCAUGAUCCUGCAGCUCCAGCCAACAAAGGAGGCAGGAGGAGAGGCCUCAGCUUCCUGUUGGACAGCUGGGACUCAGGAAGCCGAGGCCUGAGCCUGGUCUUUCUCCAUAUGAAACCAAUCCUGAGAUGGCCACUGUACCUGCCGGGGUCUUUCCACAGGCACUCCAAUGCCAGGAGCCCACAAACUUCAGAGCCUGUGCAUGUCCUUAGCUCCCCAGUCUGCUUCCUCUGGGGGCUCUGCUCAGUCUCAGGAGAUGUCUACAAGAUGCCUCAACAAGGUGCAGCCUUUAUGUUCUACAGCGGUGGCUGCAGCUGAGAACCAGUAGCACCAGCAGAACCACCUCACCACCACCACCACCUUACACCACUACCACCACUACCACCUCACCACCACCACCACCACCACCUUACACCACUACCACCACUACCACCUCACCACCACCACCAGUGCCUGCUGCUGCAUCAUCAGGUCAUUCUGAGAUUUUGGCCAAUGAGGUGGGAGGCACGAAUGUGGGGAGGGUCAUAGGUGCAUGAAGAGACAAUAGACUCGGUUGAGGUUGAGCCUUUCCAGUUCCUGCUCUCUCUCCAUGGAGUUACGGUAUGGAGCCUACAGAGCAGAGUGUAUUCACUGAGGGAGGUGAUGCGGGCUCAGCCAGGCAGCUCACUGCUCCACAAGGGCGUGCUGCACAAGUUUCCCGUGCACCGCUCCCUGGGUUCAGCUGAGACCCCGCUGAGGCAGCUGCAGGCAGGUUGUUCAAGCAGCCUGAAGAGAAUUAUGAAAGUGCGUCAGGUAGUUUUCUAUUGUUGUGAAAAACUACCUGGCAAACGUAACUUGGUAGGAAGGAAGGAAGGAAGGAAGGAAGGAAGGAAGGAAGGAAGGAAGGAGGGAAGGAGGGUAGUGGGUUUAUUUGGGCUCUGGGUUUGAGUCUACAGUCUAUCACAGUAGGGAAUGCAUGAUGGCAGGACCAUGAGGCAGCUGUUCAUGCCGUGCCGUCAGCCAGGAAGCAGAGAGAUCACCGCUGCUUCAAUCAGUUUCCCCUUUCCAUUCAGUACAAAGUCUCAGCCAUGUGGUGCUAUCGCCCACAUUUGCAGUGAGUUUCCCUCAGUCAAGAGUCUUCAGAAACGCCCUUAUGGACAUGCUUGAAGUUUUGCCUCUUAGGUGACUCUGGGCCCAGUGAAGCUGAUAAUGAUGAAUUACCACAGGAGGCUACCUCAGAGCUAGAAGUCUAGAUGGUGAGACCCUGAUGUCAUAACUCCUGCUUGGGAGUCAGCUCAGCUAGCCGCCCUGUAAGAAGGCUGGUACCAUAAACUCUGCCGGCUUCCACCAAGCCCCAGCAUUCCCAAGCCGAACGGACUUCAGAUUUCUUUAUGAGAAUUCCUUCCCUCAGUACCUCAGCCUUGGGAGACAUUAUGUUGUACCCUCUGGGAUGACACCAGUGCUCCUCUGUCUUGGAGACCAAGCCCAACAUUCUCCCACUGAGCUCAGCAGUCUGAUGAGUCUGCGUGGGAAGACCUCUCUAAGAUGCUCUGCUCGCGGGUUGUGGGUGUAGCUAUAGACAGGCUCCUUCUGGGCCCAUGGAUCCAGCUCCUAACCCUUCCAUUUCUGGAAGGGUGCCCAAUGACUAUCCAAGCCUUCCAUGCUGAGGAUCACUCUAUCCUUGUUUGAAGAGAAGCCUGCUCACUGACUUCCUGCUAUCUGAACAAUUUUGAAGACAUGUUUUGUAUAUUUGAACAAGAAGCAUGUUUAGUUUGUUUCCAGCCUUGAUGUUUUGAUGAUGAAACAAUUUCCUGAAUAGCUUAUAAUCACGUCUCUAAAAGUCCGGUGAAGGAGUCACAUGGCACCUGGAGUCCCCCAAAUCCUUGGUGUGAUUUUAGUGAAGCAAACUUAAAGUCGGGAUCACCCCUGGUUUGCUGAGACCUUCCUAACUGACACCUUCAAAGGGAGCGUCCAGGCAUGCAUCACCUGACUGUCACUCCCAGCCUGGGUGGUUUCUAUUAAUUCUGACACCACUGUAGCUCUCUGUGAGGUCACAAAACCUUUGAAAGCCUAAGGCACUGAGAAAUCCCUCAGGGAGAGGGGCAACUGAGAGUGCCUAGUGACUGGUUGGUUGAGUGGCACUUUAAUCAUGAGUUGUCACACAUCUCCUGUCAUCCCCUGGUCUUGGAGUGCCAUCCAGGUUCAUUCAGUGUUGAAGACUGGUGUCUCCUGAAACCACACAACUGUCUCAUGACAACCUUCCUCGCAUUAGCCACUUGGGCCCUAGGAAAUUCAGGACUUUUGGCUCCCCAACUAUAGGACAGGACAGGUUUUGACAGAGCCAUAUAUAAAUGCCCCAUGGGAGGUUGAGGCCUAAGUUUAGACUGUUAUGAGAGGACCAAGCCCCCAGCACAGGUGUGUGUUAAAAGGGGGACACAAUGUCAGUCUUGUUUAUGACAACCACACAUGUUUAUCUUAUAAAUAUGCUCUAUUUUCCUUAUUCAUUCAUAGGUUGAUGGGCUGAUUUCAUAAUCCAUCUGUCACUAUGAUGUUCUGCAAGGGAGGGACCUGGGGGGGAGGGGAGGGGCGGCACCAGUUUGAGCAUCUUCAUUACCUCAUUAUUGCCAGGUCUAGCUCCUGAAACUUUAUAGUAUUGAUCAAUCCCUGAAUCAGGUUAAUAUGACACAAUUGGUUCUAGUCCUGCCUGGUGAUGAGGCUGCUUCCCAGCCCAGGAAUGCUUGUGGAUGGGCACCCCACUGCUGAGCCCUUCGCAGCCAGUCCUGCAACCACACUUCUCUGAGGAGGGUGCUCCACAGUGAGGAGAGUGCUCCACACAGAAGGGAGUGCUCCACACAGAGGAGAGUGCUCCACACAGAAGGGAGUGCUCCACACAGAAGGGAGUGCUCCACACAGAAGGGAGUGCUCCACACAGAAGGGAGUGCUCCACACAGAAGGGGGUGCUCCACACAGAUGAGAGUGUUCACAGGCCUCAGAAUGGCCAAGUCCUCUUUCUAAGGCUCAGAGUUGGUUCAAAGGAGGGUCACAGGGAAUCCUGACCCCCACAGGCAGCUGCUCCUAACCAGUGUCCUUUCUAAAGUGCCUUUGAUGUCCUCUUAGAAUUUUGAGCUGUAAACUCAUUCACCAGCUAAAGCCCAUGGCUGCCCUGUGAGUUCUGUCUGAGAACAGCAAGUCACUGAAGUCGGGGUCCCCUCACCCCAAGCGUACUGUACUAGUGCUGUGUAGCCUGGGCUCUGGUUGGUUAUAGAAACCCCAGGCUCUAUCCACGGUCCUGGCUCAGCCUUUCCCAGUCAUCCAAAGAUCAUUCAAGGGGUGCCACUUACACCCCCAUCCUGGGUGAGUUCUCUGGAAACUUUCUAUGUAACUGGUAUUUCUCAGACCACGUUCAUGUAUUAUGGGCAACAUGAACAACAUGUACAUGUAUGCACACGUCCGUGUGCUGUGGUUAACAGCAACCACGUGCAAGUUGGUCAGCACCCUCUUGUGUACAAAUUGACCUUUAAUUUUAAUACCACCGCUUUAUUUGAUCUUUUGAUUUUUGUCAUGUAAGUUAUUGCUUUAUUAAGUGUCCUGCUCUGUGUGAAAUGAAAACUGGUACCCAAGCCGUGGUGCUCCAUGGGACCAUUUGGUAUUCUGGAGCAGAGAUGAGAGAAAGGGCCAGAUUGGUUCAUCUUGCCAAUCUGUGACAAGACAAUUAAAUAAUUUUAUGUUUGCUUAGACAAACCAGAAUAUUUGCAAUAAAG